Messenger RNA from Nicotiana attenuata, 2724 nucleotides. RefSeq lists its product as uncharacterized. The transcript is spliced from 3 exons. Gene Ontology annotation, biological process: DNA integration. Gene Ontology annotation, molecular function: nucleic acid binding. The record is from RefSeq and is a predicted model, not a curated record. Lineage: Eukaryota; Viridiplantae; Streptophyta; Magnoliopsida; Solanales; Solanaceae. Bases 1 to 2724 code for a protein of 907 amino acids.
AUGAAGAAGAACAUUGCUGAGUAUGUCUCUCAGUGUCCUAGUUGCCAACAGGUGAUGAUAGAGCACAAGAAGCCCGGAGUGCUAAUGCAGACUAUAGAGAUCCCGACAUGGAAAAGGGAGGCGAUAAACAUGGACUUUAUCACGGGUUUGCCUCGUUCUCAUCGUAAGUUUGAAUCCAUGUGGGUGAUAAUCGAUAGGCUCAUGAAAUCAGCUCAUUUCCUACCGGUCAGAUCUACAUAUACAGCAGAAGAUAAUGCAAAAUUAUAUAUUAAGGAGAUAGUGCGACUACACGGAGUACCAGUAUCUAUUAUAUCUAACCGUGGGGCCCAGUUUACAGCACAUUUUUGGAGGUCAUUUCAGAGAGGUCUAGGUACUCAGGUGAAUCUCAACAUAGCUUUUCAUCCACAAACUGAUGGACAAGCCGAGCGCACAAUUCAGACACUCGAGGAUAUGUGCAUGCCUAGAAACUCAAAGAGAAUUGGUGAAGUAUUCGAAGCUCUAUCAGAUUCCGAAAAAGUUUUUAAGGCCUUGAACCGGGCCAACCGGAAAAGCAAACAGCAACCAACAAUUGAACAAUUCGAACCGAACAUGGGUGAUAACGAAAACAAUCCACCUGCACCUAUAGCGCCACCGGCACCUCUUGUGCCAGAGAUGGGCCAAAUUUCGAUGUCUCUAAACAAUCGNUUGAAUUCAGAAGUAACCAACCAGGAAGUGUAUGAAGGGCUAAAAGGCAUAGGUGAUGAUAAGGCACCAGGGAUAGAUGGAUACAAUGCUGUAUUUUUAAAGAAGGCAUGGCAUGUUAUAGGGGAUGAGGUGACUAAGGCAGUGCAGGAGUUCUUCAACACAGGGAGAAUGUAUAGAGCUAUUAAUUGUACAGCUAUAACUUUGAUACCAAAGACCGAUAAUCCAGCAACAAUUAAAGAAUAUAGGCCAAUAGCAUGCUGCACAGUGUUGUACAAGGUGAUCUCCAAGAUAUUGGUAGCUAGAAUGCAGAAGAUACUAGGAGCAAUCAUAUGUGAAGCACAAGCUGGAUUUGUACCAGGAAGAAGAAUAGGAGAUAACAUCAUUAUGGCACAUGAAUUAGUUAAAGGUUACACAAGAAAGCACAUAUCUCCAAGGUGCAUGAUUAAAAUUGACUUACAAAAAGCCUAUGACUCAGUUGAAUGGAGCUAUUUGGAGCAGAUUAUGAGACUAAUGGGGUUCCCUGAAAGAUACACAGCUUGGGUGAUGGAAUGUGUGAAGACAGUAAACUAUACAAUCAUAGUAAAUGGGGAGCCAACAGAACCAUUUGAUGCCAAGAAGGGAUUGAGACAAGGGGAUCCAAUGUCCCCAUUUUUAUUUGCAAUAGCAAUGGAGUACCUAAGCAGAUCAUUGAAGGAAAUGACACAAACCAGGCAGUACAAACAUCAUCCCAGAUGUGCCAAAUUAUCACUAACUCAUUUAUGUUUUGCAGAUGAUCUCUUAAUUUUUUCCAAGGGAGAAGCAGAAUCAGUAAUGAAAUGCUUCAAUCAAUUUUCAACAGCUUCUGGGUUACAAGCAAAUAAAGGGAAAAGUUCAAUUUACUUUGGAGGAAUGGGACAACAAGAACAAGAACAGAUACUGCAGGAAUUAGGAUUUACAAGAGGCGAACUGCCAUUUAAGUACUUAGGAGUGCCACUCUCAACUAGGAAGCUGACAAUGAUACAAUGGAAACCAAUCAUUGACAAAAUUGUGGCAAAAAUUACUUCAUGGACAGCAAGAAAAUUGUCAUAUGCAGGAAGGAGUCAAUUGAUAAACAGUGUCUUAUUUGGAGUUCAAUCAUACUGGGCUCAAGUGUUCAUCUUACCAGCAAAAGUAAUGAAAGCAGUGGAAAGCUUCUGCAGAAGCUAUCUUUGGACUGGAAACAAUACUAUUUCAAAAAAAUCAUUGAUCAGUUGGGAUAGGGUAUGCAGCCCAAAAAGCAGUGGUGGAUGGAAUAUCAUAAAUAUGAAGCUGUGGAAUAAAGCUGCCAUAGGCAAGCUUUACUGGAAUGUGGCACAGAAGGAAGAUAGAAUGUGGAUAAAAUGGAUACAUGCAUACUAUAUAAAAGGGCAGCAGAUGGAACAAGUUAAAGUACCAACACAGGCAAGUUGGAUGGUGAGGAAAAUACUGGAAGCAAGGCAUAUCAUAGAAAAAAACAAUGUGCAGAUAAGUAAGGGAAAAGGGAUCAUAAAGCAGAUAUACCUGAAGCUGUUGGAAGAUCAACCUAGAGUCAUGUGGAAAUGUCUGAUGUUUGGCAAUGCUGCAAGGCCAAAAGCAAAGUUCACUUUGUGGUUACAACUGCAGAACAAACUACUUACAGUGGAAAGGUUAAAGAAAUGGGGGAUUCAGGGAGAAGACAAAUGCAGCUUAUGCCAGGGACAAGAAGAAACAAGAGAUCACAUUUAUGUAGAGUGUAGCUACACAAGGGAGGUACUAAAGAGAGUGAUGCACUGGGCACAGAAACUAAGCCUAACAGGAACUAACUGGGAGCAACAUGUGCAAGAAGUGAUUAGAAAAGCUAAAGGGAGAUCAAGAGAAGCACAACAAUUCAAAAUGCUAUACACAGAAAUGGUACAUAAUAUAUGGAUAGAGAGAAAUCAGAGAAUUUUUGAAAAGAAAAAUAAGAACUGGGAGAAGAUAGCUAAGGAUACAGUGUAUGUUUGUUGCGCACGAGCUCCUCCUAGUAUAGCUGAAUUGUGCAGGGAUAUAGAUUUUAAAAGCUAG